GUUGAAUUGUGCGUCCCUGAAGCUGUGCUGCCAGAGUAGAGUGCCCUAUGGGUUUUCAAGAGCAGCAAGGAAUGAAUAAAUCUUGUAACUUACACCAAGGACACCAUCAUCUUCCCUGGUUUUGAGGCCUUUGGACUUGGACUGAGCCAUGCUACCAGCAUCUGGUUUAUAGACGGCCUAUCGUGGGACUUUUCUUCAUAGCCACGGCUCUGCAUUACCAAACCUGAGGUGAUCUUCAAGUUGGAGCGAGCAGCAGAGCCAUGGAUGAUAGAAGAACACCCAAACCAGAGCCUACAAGCUGUUGUUCCAGAGUUUUCUAUGCAUUUCCAAGAGUGGCAAAAAAUGAAUAAAUCUUGGAUAUUUGAGUUGUUGAAAACAUGAAUCCUGUUACUUGUGAACAGUGACUGACAACAGUGAUGUGAGGCCCGGUUGUCUACUUGGACCAGAAGAUUUCAUCGGCCAGGUUUUUUGUUGUAUUUCUGAUUCCAGGAGAAAAAUUGUCCAAGUUUUCAGUGUUGGGCAGGUAUGGAAGAUAAAGGUGACCUGAGCAGUGCGGAGGCACCUGAGACUAUCAAACCCACAAGGAAAGGCUUUAGCAAAACCCGGGGAUUUGGAAGAACCACUGUUGCUAAGCGAGAGGGUAUGGGAGACAUGGAGGCAGGCUCGCUGGGGCAGCAGCCCCCACGGCAGCACAGCCUGGCCCUGGGACGCACUGGGAGGCAGCCACAGCGCACCGAGCGGGUGGAGGAAUUCCUUACAGCAGCUCAGCACCAAGGAAGACAGAAUGUUCCUGUCUCCCUUGCGGAUUCCAGUGAGCCAACGUCUUGUCCAGUGCCAGAUGUUGAAACUGCCUUGGAAGGGAGCGUAGGAAGUACCUCUGAGAUGAAAAGUGGCCCCCACUCUGGUUCCUUGAGUGUACAGGAGCGACCUGCCUCUUCUGGAAAGGCCACAGGAGGAGAGGACAAGGAGGACACCUCCGACAAUGACAGUGAUGGCCUGACUUGGAAGCAGUUUCAGAAUCGCCUAUGGAGAAAGCAAGAGCAAGAGCCACCUGACAGGCCCCUGAAAUGCAUCCAGAAUCACCUGAGAAAGAAGCGUCGGGAGGAGAAUCCCACGGAAACCGUGCAUGUCGAGGCAGGCACUGCUGUUGAGAAUGCUCUGCCCAGCAAGCAAGAGCCAGAGACUGUCCAGAGGGUUGUGUCCCAGGCAGUGACCAAUGAUCAAGAGAGUCAGCGGGAGAGGUUAGCAGCUCAGCAAGUUAAAGGUGAAUAGAGCAGGUACUCGGGCACGACUAAGCCUGACUGUGAGCUGCACAACCCCAACACCCUGGACCACAUGUGUCUCCAGCCUCACAACAACAGGUUUAUGAGUUGCUGUGACCGAUGUGAAGAAUGGUUUCAUGGCUAUUGUAGGGGCGCUUCUCAGGCUCGAGGAAGGCUUCUGGAAAGGAAUAGCGAAGAUUAUAUCUGCCCAAACUGCACCGUUCUCCAAGUGCAGGAUGAGACUAAUGCAGAAACCACAGAUCAUCGGGAAACUAAAUUUAGACCUGCAGAUGCUGAUGACACAGAUUUUACCAGUAUAGGAACAGUGGAGCAAAAAUCUAGUGAAGACCAAAAUAUAAAGAGGAGAGUUGAGAAAGCAGCAAAUCCAAGCAGAAAGAAAAAACUCAAGCUUUGCCAGCCUGUGGUAGAGGCUCUGGGCACCUCCAGGUGUACCCGCCUUGGGUGCUCCAGUGUGGUGCAGUCCAACUUGGCCUACUGCAGCAAGGACGGUAUUCUUACAGAUGGUGCAGCUACUAUGAAAUGCCUAAGUUCAGGCAAAGAACAGAAGCCAAAAUGUAAGGAAAAGAUCAACAUGAAGCUAGAAAACCUCCAUCUUCCACAGGGAGGCAUUAAAAGCUCUUCUCUGCACAAGAGACCGGCUCCAGAAAAAAAAGAAGGCACAGUGAAGAAGGCAGUGGUGGCUUUUUCUAGGAGCAGGUCCCUCGGGAAGGAGACAACUUGUGAAAGCAGCGUGCCUUCCUGGGCAGGAAACCAGGAUUACAGUGCAGUAAAGCUGGAAAAGACUUCCACUGGCUCGUCAUCACUGUUGUGCAAACCUAGGAAGGCAGACGGAAGAGCAGAGGAGAAGGCAGCGGUGGCCUCGGCCUCAAAGAGAAAAGCCCGCCCGGGCUGCUUGGUGGGCAAACGACCGUCACCAAGACAUCUCGCUCCAAAGAAGUCUCCUCCUUUUGCUAAUGUGGCAGCAGCCAAACCAGCCAUUAAAAAGGCACCCUCUGGCUUCAAGGGCACCAUCCCCCAAAAGCCGUGCCUUUCGGCCACCCCCUCAGGUGGCACUUCCGCUGUCAGGCACAGGGCUGCUUCCAGACAGUUCCCUGGAUCUGCUGCUUUGCCUGGAGCCAUCAGGAAGCCGGUAACAACUUCUCUUCCUGUGGCUUCUCCAGUCCCAGGACACCUCAGGACCUGGAGCCCUGCGCAGUCACAGCCCAGUUCACAAAUUCGGCAGAAUAUACGAUGCUCCUUGAAAGAGAUUUUGUGGAAAAGAGUCAGUGACAGUGAUGACUUAAUCAUGACAGAGAAAGAAGUAGGAAACAUUGCCCUUCAUCUGGAGAAGGAAAUGUUUAACUUGUUUCAAGUUACAGAUAUUCGCUACAUGAGAAAAUACCGCAGCCUCCUGUUCAACCUCAAGGAUCCUAAAAAUCAGGGACUCUUCCAUCGUGUUUUACGUGGAGAAAUUUCUUUGGCAAAACUUGUGAGAAUGAAGCCAGAAGAACUUGGAUCUAAGGAAAUUUCCCUGUGGCCAGAGAAACUGAUGAAAUCUGAACAGCAAGAAUCAGUACAAGCUGUCCCUGAAAAAAGCCCCCAGCCCCUUUUGGACGUCCGUAGCAGUUUGUUGAAAGAUACAACAAGCCACCACGAGGCGCAUCUUUUUAAUCUAAAUUGUAAAAUCUGUACAGGUCAGAUUUCCUCAUCAGAAGAUGAGCCACCUCUGAAAAGACAGAAAUUGUUGGCUUCUGCUAAGAAAGAAGACUUAAAAUCCAAGUGUAUCAACUCUCCAUCUGAUCCAGUUCCUAACUCAGCUGAUGAAGGAACACCAGGAACUCUGUGCAGAAAUGCUUCUGAACCAGACCUGGAAAGUGCUUCUCAUCCAAACCUGGAGAGAAAGUAUUUCCCUGGGCCCCCAGGAGAUGUCAUUACUGAGCUCUCCCCAGUGGAAGACCGUGGGAAUGCGGUGGUCACCACUGUCAUUAUGUCAAGCUGGGACUCCAGGACUGCUCCAAGUGGAUCGUGCACAGUCACAGCCUCCACAGCAGCCCAGCCAGACAGUGCCCACGUGGUAGAAACCAAACAAGACACACCGAUGCCUGCUUUGACUUCUUUGGCGGUGCCCAGGUUCAUACUGGCUACGCCGUCCUCAUCCCCUGACCCAGGACACUUGUCAGUUCCAUCACAGAAUAUCAGUGUCUCUGAGUCACAUUCCUCUGCAGAAGGAGAUACGACCCACUUUUUAUCUCAACUCCGCACCAUUUGGAAAGGAUUUAUUAACAUGAAAAGUGUAGCAAAAUCUGUCACUAAGGCAUAUCCUGUCUCUGGGUGUUUUGAUUAUCUCAGUGAGGACUUGCCCAACACAAUUCACAUCGGUGGGAGGAUCGCACCGAAGAUGGUUUGGGAUUAUGUUGGUGAACUCAAGUCUUCUGUGUCUAAGGAGCUCUGUCUGAUCCGCUUUCACCCCCUGACAGAGGAAGAAGAGGUUGCCUACGUUUCUCUCUACUCCUACUUGAGCAGUCGUGGCCGUUUUGGUGUUGUACCUAAUAAGACCAGGCACAUCAAGAACCUCUACCUCAUCCCACUGGGUGCUAAGGACCCUAUUCCAUCCGCACUCUUGCCCUUUGAGGGACCAGGUCUUGAGUCACCACGUCCAAAUAUAACCCUUGGGUUAGUAAUCUGUCAUAAAAUAAAACGUCCUUCAAGUGCUGGAGAAUUAGACAAAAUUGAGAAUAAACGGCCUCGACUUCAAUAGGAAGAAGUGGAAGGUUCCAUCUACCCCAAGAUAACUGCAGCCCCGCGGUCUGAGAAGCCCUCCAAGUGUCCCCUGUACCCUGCAGGCACUGCUGUUGGCUCCGCACCCACAGGGUCCCCUCCACUUCCACCCUGUCUUCCAGAACCAUCAGAGUUUAAAAUACAGUCAUCCAUCAAGCCAGAAUCUGCCCAGAUUGUCACAGCCUCAACUAAGCGAGCAGCAGUCACUACAGCAAAUUCCUCUGUUGUGUCACUGCUGGAACCCAUCUUGCAAAUUCUCUUCGGAAAGAAGAAAUCAUUUGAGCCCCCUGCCAAGGAGUCUGUCGGAGCUCUUCCUUCCUUCCACCAGGACUCCAACACCAAGGCAGACGACGGGGUGUCCGCAGCUCCUUGGCCAGAUCCGACUGUUCAGCAGUUUGGUCAGUUCUCAAAGGCUCAGGCUCCAGAGGAAGAGGAGGAGGAUCAGCCGCACAGCCCUGAAGAAGAGCAGAACCUGGAGAGAGCCUUGGAUGCACAGCUCGCCGAGCGAGGGAAAAUAGUGAUUAUUAGUUAAAAAACUACAAACUAAAUAGAAAACUUUUCACUGUGAAGUACAAGAUAUGCCUGUUGUAUUUUUCAAGUCCUUCUGAAGUGUGAAAUAAGAGAAAACCUGGCUAAUUUAUUUGACUGUACAAAUACAUGUUGAUAAUUUUUAUAUUUUCAUGAACUUUUUCAGAUGCAAAAUUAGAGAAUUUCAUAUGUUCUUUUGGAGUCUAUUGCAUUACACAUCACUACAGAUUUUCACUUUAUAGCACAAAUUUUCAAGGAAAUAUGGAGAACAUGUCUAUUUGGGGUGUUUGUGUUAUAAACCAAGUGUCGCUAUGUUAAAUUACCUUAAAGCAGGGGUCAUUUCCAAUAUUUAAUAUG
Messenger RNA from Cynocephalus volans (Philippine flying lemur), 4925 nucleotides. Its product is annotated as death-inducer obliterator 1-like. The record is from RefSeq and is a predicted model, not a curated record. Gene Ontology annotation, biological process: apoptotic signaling pathway; DNA-templated transcription. Lineage: Eukaryota; Metazoa; Chordata; Mammalia; Dermoptera; Cynocephalidae. The transcript is spliced from 19 exons.